CACUGCUCAGUUGCGUUAGUCGCAUUCACUGCGUUUCGGCUUCGAAAAUAUCGCAAUGCCCGCAGUAUUGUAUUGAACUUUGUCGACGAUGGAAGAUUUUAUAGCCGAAGUACACAAAAGAGAAUUUUUGUGGGAUAAAAAGAAGAUACCAUUCGGCAUGAAACAAAGAACUACAGAAAAACUAUGGCAAGAAGUUGCGGACGCGUGUAGUAUUUCAAAGACAGUGGCCAAAACAAGAUGGCGAAGUUUACGUGAUCAAUUUCUCAAAGAAGUCAAGAGGGUUCCAGUAUACAGCUCCGGGGAAUCCUAUUACAUCGAGGAAAAGGAGAAACCAAAAUGGACUCAUUUCAAUAACUUAAUCUUCUUAUUGGGAACGCACAGGCCAAGAGAGAAGGUUAUCGAUAUUAAGCCAGAUUCCAUAAUUGAUAUUCGCUCAUCCGAGUCUAGUAAUUCGUGGGAUGAAACCAAAAUUGUGGCUGAGCCUUUUUCACCUCUCCUUCCAACGCCACAGUCUCAAAAUUUACCCCCAUCUACGAGUACAGCAAAUAUCUUUACAAGCAUAAGAAAGGUGUACAAACUGGAGGAAGAUCUUGAUCCGAAUUUGUGUGAUGUAAUAUGGAAAGACGAGACUGACGCAUUUGCCUUCGAUGAAAGUAAAAAUCAAAUCGAUGAUGGUGUGCCGCCUUUAGUAAUGAUAAGGCCUCAACCCGCGGAUCCAACCUAUAAUGGCGGCAAAAGAGCUUAUCCUCAAGAACACGAUAAUAAAGCGGAUGUGUCCAACUUGGACUACAAAUGCCCCGCUAAAAGACAAGCACUAGAACUAGAAAAUCCUACUGAGUCCAAAUAUUGCACUGAGGACAAUGAGAAUUUACUAUUUUUUCGGUCAAUUUUGCCUUACAUGAAUAAGAUGGAUCCUAUGCAGCAAUUACGAGUGCGCAUGCGGUUUCAGGAAGCAAUGCUUGAAGAACUGUACGGAAAACGAGAUUAAAACUUAAGGCUACUACGCACAAUAAAUGUUCUGCGAAUGAACUAUACUGCACUUACUUUGGCAAAUAAUAUUGCAUUGCAUUUUAUUUUAUCUCAAACGCUUAUAAAUAGCUUAACUGUUAAUUACAUAUAUGAUC
Messenger RNA from Rhagoletis zephyria (snowberry fruit fly), 1124 nucleotides. RefSeq lists its product as uncharacterized. The record is from RefSeq and is a predicted model, not a curated record. Gene Ontology annotation, cellular component: nucleus; transcription regulator complex. Gene Ontology annotation, molecular function: DNA binding. Gene Ontology annotation, biological process: regulation of transcription by RNA polymerase II. Lineage: Eukaryota; Metazoa; Arthropoda; Insecta; Diptera; Tephritidae.